AUGAAGUCCAAACACCGGGGACACAGGUUUAAGGCGGCUGUAGACCAGUUGACGCUGCACGAUGACGCCGACGCCGCUUCUUCCCGGCCGCCGCUGCGCAUGCGCGGCACAGGGUGUGCGCGUCCCGCCGGCUCUGCGCACGCGCCGGGUUUUGGCGGGAGCGGUGGUUGUCCGUCGGCCGUCGAGGAGGAGGAGGAGGAGGAGAGACACGAGCGGCCGGUGCCCGCUGAGGAAACCGCGAAUAUAAUAAUAAAACUGCAUCAAAACGCUGGAACAAUGUUUGGCCUCUUUGUUUUCUCCUUUGUUCUUUUAGGACUCAUCAUUUUAUCUCAAUUGCAACUUGGCAGUAAUUUCAAACUUGUCUGUUAUUUCACAAACUGGGCACAGUAUAGAACUGGGAUUGGUCGUUACAUGCCUCAGGCGAUUGACCCUUUUCUGUGCACCCAUCUGGUGUAUGCUUUUGUCAAAAUGGAUGCAAAUCAUAAAGUUAUGAAAGUCGAAUGGAAUGAUGAAUCGUUUUACAAAACAUUUAAUAAUCUGAAACUGAAGAAUACCAAGUUGAAGACACUGCUGGCAAUAGGAGGGGCAACUUUUGGUUCUACACUCUUUAAUAGCAUGGUGUCUACUCUGGCAAAUAGACAAGGAUUUAUCAAUUCUGUGAUUAGUUUUGUGAGGAAGUACCAGUUUGAUGGUUUUGAUCUGGAUUGGGAAUAUCCAGGUUCCGUUGGAAAUCCACCAGAAAAUAAACAGCGUUUCACAGCAUUGGUAAAGGAAAUGAAAGCUGCUUUUGUAAAGGAAGGAAAAACAUCAGGAAAACCUAGAUUACUGAUUACAGCUGCUGUGGCUGCUGCUAAAGGCACCAUUGAUGAUAGUUAUGAAGUGGCUAAAAUUGCUGAACAACUGGACUUUAUACAUGUGAUGUCUUAUGAUUACACCGGUGGCUGGAACACUUUCACUGGACACCAUAGUCCUUUGUUUCGUGGAAGCCAAGAUCGUUUCGACUUUGUGUACUACAAUACAGCGUAUACUGUUAAUUAUUAUCGAACCAAAGGUACACCCAGAAGUAAGCUGAUAGUUGGAAUUCCAACUUAUGGACGAAGCUUUAAACUUACUACUAGUGAUAUAAAGGUUGGUGCUCCAGCAUCUGGUCCUGGACCGAAAGGCGCAAUUACGAAAGCAGAAGGUAUCCUGGCAAAUUAUGAGGUAUGUGACUUUUUGAAAGGAGCAAAAAGAUAUUGGAUUGAAGAUCAGAAGGUUCCAUAUGCAGUCAAGGGAGAUGUAUGGCUGGGCUAUGAUGACAAGGAAAGUGUUAUUGCCAAAAUUAAGUGGACGAAGGAGCAACGUUUUGGAGGAGCUUUAGUGUGGACACUUGAUUUUGAUGAUGUACACAACCAUUGUAAACAAGGUGUAAGUCCUCUAUUGCAAACGAUGAAGAAUGAGCUUUCAAACAAUUCAGGGUGUCUCGUCCUUGUCCGGGGGGCGGCCGGAGGUGUUGGGCCGGGCCAGGCUUGCAGCCAGCGCGGGGAGGAGGCCGAGUUGCUGAAGAGCUUUGUGUGUAUGCGGCCCCAGGCCCACAGCCAGCCCGGAGAAGAAACCAGCUCCCUGAUGGGCCGCGGACCGCCAGCCAACCCCCCUGGUGCCGGCGAAACCGAGCACCAGCCAUCAACGGGGAUACACACAAAGCGCUGCAACAACUCGGCCUCCUCCCCGCGCUGGCUGCAAGCCCGGCCUGGCCCAACACCUCUGGCUGCCCCCGGAUAG
Messenger RNA from Amblyraja radiata (thorny skate), 1761 nucleotides. RefSeq names its product chitinase-3-like protein 1. The record is from RefSeq and is a predicted model, not a curated record. Bases 1 to 1761 code for a protein of 586 amino acids. Gene Ontology annotation, molecular function: chitinase activity; chitin binding. The transcript has 13 exons. Gene Ontology annotation, biological process: chitin catabolic process; carbohydrate metabolic process. Gene Ontology annotation, cellular component: extracellular region. Lineage: Eukaryota; Metazoa; Chordata; Chondrichthyes; Rajiformes; Rajidae.